AUCCAAAUUACUCGCUACUAUGCCUGUUUCAUCGUUUUAAUUUAUUAGAUAAUAUGUGGACUCAGUCGUAACAAUAGUGGUAUGGUGCGAUACGUACUGGUAAAGUGAGAAAUGGCGUACUGUGUUGGAUCGAGUAUCACGUCAAAUUCGCGAUUUGGUCAAAUGAUUGUUAGCAGUCGAGCCGUGGGGUGGUCUUUACGCUGCGUAGAUUAGAGCCACUACAUUCGCGAACUAUCGAGUCAAAUAGACUGUUGGACAAUUAUUGUGAAAUGUUUCAUUGAAGGACAGUGGCAAUAAUUUCUAGUCUAAUUCUUAUAUUACCCUCUAGUUGAUUUUUUUGUCGAACUGAAGAUGUUCAGUGAUUCGUACGAGCGGCGGCUGCUGCAGCAGUGCAGCCCGGUAAGCCGGAAGCAGUCUGUGCUGGUCCGGCCUGAGCCCAUGGACAGAUUUGUACCCUGCCGGAUAGAACAAAAUUGGCAGACUAACUUUCAAGCGAUACGUCGCGGAUCAGAAAACCAGCCUGCAAAGAAAGCAAGAGGCGACGGAGGGGGAAACGAGACAGGGGGGAGUAGAGACCAUUUGGCAUAUGGAUGUCUACUGAGAAACGAGCUUCUUGGAGCUCAGAUUGAAGAACUUAGAGGGCCACCAGCAAAUUGUGCCGAUGGAAACAGAGCAGCUUUGGGUGCUGUUCAAUUAGCAUCAGCUGCUAAGGCUGCGGUGGCGUAUUCCCCGCCGGUCUUCAGAUUUAGAGCUCCAGCUCAUAGUGCUGAGGAAAAUAUUGACCCAUCUCCCUACAGUCUUUCUCCAGUCUCAGCAAAAUCUCAGAAGCUCCUUCGCUCGCCUCGCAAAGCGACCCGCAAGAUCUCGCGGAUCCCAUUCAAGGUUCUGGACGCCCCGGAGUUGCAGGACGACUUCUACCUGAACCUUGUUGACUGGUCUGCACAGAACGUCCUCAGUGUCGGUUUGGGAAGCUGCGUUUACCUCUGGAGUGCUUGCACUAGUCAGGUGACCCGUCUCUGCGACCUAUCAUCAGAAGGCAACGCAGUGACAUCCGUCGCGUGGAGCGAACGCGGCCACCUCGUGGCUGUCGGCACGCAGAAAGGACACAUUAGCGUUUGGGACGUUGCUGUUAACAAAGAGGUAACCAAACUACAAGGGCAUAUUGCGCGUGUGGGCGCUCUGGCGUGGAACGGCGACAUACUUAGCUCCGGCUCACGGGAUAGGCAUAUUCGACAAAGAGAUACUAGAACACCACCGGUCCAAUCAUCGCGAAUCCUGCAAGGCCAUAGACAAGAAGUGUGCGGCCUGAAAUGGUCCCCGGACGGUCAGUCUUUGGCGUCGGGCGGCAACGAUAAUAAACUCUUUGUUUGGUCUAUGCACUCAACAUCACCAGUGCAGACGUACUCCUCGCAUGUGGCAGCCGUAAAGGCCAUCGCGUGGUCUCCUCACCAGCAUGGUCUCCUGGCAUCUGGCGGCGGAACAGCCGAUCGCUGUAUCCGCUUCUGGAACACACUCACCAGCCAACCAAUGCAGUGCGUCGACACCGGAUCCCAAGUGUGCAACCUGGCGUGGUCAAAGCAUUCCAGCGAAUUAGUGUCCACACACGGGUACUCUCAGAAUCAGAUAUUAGUGUGGAAGUAUCCUUCUUUGACACAGGUAAGGACUUUUUGUACCUUUAUAUACCAGUUUCUAAUAACAAAGAAUAAAGAACCGUUUCAAUCUCCUAGCUCCCAAACUGGUGGACUAAUCUCAAAGUGA
Molecule: messenger RNA, 1758 nt
Organism: Hyposmocoma kahamanoa
Lineage: Eukaryota; Metazoa; Arthropoda; Insecta; Lepidoptera; Cosmopterigidae
Gene: fzr
Product: fizzy-related protein homolog
Exons: 9
Coding region: 352-1758 (468 amino acids)
Biological process (GO): anaphase-promoting complex-dependent catabolic process; positive regulation of anaphase-promoting complex-dependent catabolic process; positive regulation of ubiquitin protein ligase activity
Cellular component (GO): anaphase-promoting complex
Molecular function (GO): anaphase-promoting complex binding; protein binding; ubiquitin ligase activator activity
Source: RefSeq, a predicted model, not a curated record